GUGGGGGGGGGAUGGAUGGACACACGGACGGACAGACAGCCCCAAGGCCACGCACCCCCCCGCCGUCCCCAGGGCGGCACGGUGAUCGGCAGCGCGCGCUGCCAGGAUUUCCGCGCGCGCGAGGGGCGGCUCCGCGCCGCGCGGAACUUGGUCAAGCGCGGCAUCACCAACCUGUGCGUGAUCGGCGGCGACGGCAGCCUCACCGGCGCCGACACCUUCCGCGCCGAGUGGGGCGGGCUCCUGGCGGAGCUGCUCAAAACCGGUGGCAUCACGGCCGAGGAGGCGCAGCGCUCGAGCCACCUGAACAUCGUGGGCAUGGUGGGCUCCAUCGACAACGACUUCUGCGGCACCGACAUGACCAUCGGCACCGACUCGGCGCUGCACCGCAUCAUAGAGAUCGUGGACGCCAUCACCACCACGGCGCAGAGCCACCAGAGGACGUUCGUGCUGGAGGUGAUGGGGCGGCACUGCGGGUACCUGGCACUGAUCACGGCGCUGGCCUGCGGCGCCGAUUGGGUUUUCAUCCCCGAGUCACCCCCUGAGGACGACUGGGAGGACCACCUGUGCAGGAGGCUGAUCGAG
Molecule: messenger RNA, 582 nt
Organism: Ficedula albicollis (Collared flycatcher)
Lineage: Eukaryota; Metazoa; Chordata; Aves; Passeriformes; Muscicapidae
Product: ATP-dependent 6-phosphofructokinase, muscle type-like
Exons: 4
Biological process (GO): fructose 6-phosphate metabolic process; fructose 1,6-bisphosphate metabolic process; canonical glycolysis
Cellular component (GO): 6-phosphofructokinase complex; membrane
Molecular function (GO): monosaccharide binding; ATP binding; fructose-6-phosphate binding
Source: RefSeq, a predicted model, not a curated record